This is a messenger RNA of Habropoda laboriosa, 1127 nucleotides long. Its product is annotated as hepatitis A virus cellular receptor 1-like. Lineage: Eukaryota; Metazoa; Arthropoda; Insecta; Hymenoptera; Apidae. Bases 31 to 894 code for a protein of 287 amino acids. The transcript has 3 exons. The record is from RefSeq and is a predicted model, not a curated record.
UUAGACUAGUUGCAUUGAAUAUUCGCCAAGAUGCGUGGUCUCAUUUUCGUGCUCGCCUGCCUCUGCCUCGUCGCUUGCGCAUGGGGUAACAACCUGUUCCUCGGUCGCCGUGUACUCGGUGACAUUCUUAUCGAGGACAAACCCAUCUUCAAGCCAAGAGUUAUCGGCGUUGGGCAAACCGUCACAGUGAGCGUAGACGCUCCACCCGGUUACGUGAUCUCGUUCGUCAGCGUAACAGCGCUGAACCCGAAGGUGGUGGUCGUCAAGCCUCUGAAAGGAUUCGUUGGAACACCGUCGAUCGCUGUAGGUGCAUGGGGAAGACCAAGCUGGGCUAUCGCGUUGAGGGUUGUCGUCUUUGCUGCACCCCAACGACACCCAUCGACUACAACGUCAAAUCCUACAGUCACUGAAGGACCGUCUUCGACAACUACAAGCACGCCAAAACCCACCGUACCACCUACCGGCACGACAAGCUGGACAACUGAGUCUAUAACCAACACACCCGACUGGACAACCCUGCCUACAACCAACACACCCGACUGGACAACUCUGCCUACAACCGACACACCCGACUGGACAACUCUGCCUACAACCGACACACCCGACUGGACAACUCUGCCUACAACCGACACACCCGACUGGACAACUCUGCCUACAACCGACACACCCGACUGGACAACUCUGCCUACAACCGACACACCCGACUGGACAACUCUGCCUACAACCGACACACCCGACUGGACAACUCUGCCUACAACCGACACACCCGACUGGACAACUCUGCCUACAACCGACACACCCGACUGGACAACUCUGCCUACAACCGACACACCCGACUGGCCAACUACGGAGGUGCUGGAAACGGUACCUGCUGCAUGGUGGAGAUGGUUCUAACUUAGCUAUCCAAGGUAGCGAACUAGGAGUAAGGUGCAUACGACUAGAGAUAUCGUUGUGAACGUUGAUACGAUGACUGUGAUUCGCGAAGAAGUAUUAUGGAGUAAACGUGUUUGUAUACACGGUGUUUUUAUUUGAACGUCGAUCAUCGUAUCAAUUGGUUGACAGAGGCAUUUGUACGCGAUUAUGAUAUUUCUCGCGACGAGGAUUUCUUUUUAUGCAUAUGUGUACGU